Molecule: messenger RNA, 1531 nt
Organism: Nomascus leucogenys (northern white-cheeked gibbon)
Lineage: Eukaryota; Metazoa; Chordata; Mammalia; Primates; Hylobatidae
Product: serine palmitoyltransferase 1-like
Exons: 8
Coding region: 205-849 (214 amino acids)
Biological process (GO): ceramide biosynthetic process; sphingosine biosynthetic process
Cellular component (GO): endoplasmic reticulum
Molecular function (GO): serine C-palmitoyltransferase activity; pyridoxal phosphate binding
Source: RefSeq, a predicted model, not a curated record
UUUAUUUAUUUGCUAUGCUCAUGUUAACAAUCAGUGAUUAGUCAGCUUACAAAAACAAGCAUUCCUUUUUGAGAAUGUUGACAAGACCCUUGAAACCCAAUUUGGUGGAUCUCUUUUCCUUGCAGAGAUAGAGCUGCCUGCUUUGCUAUUCAGAAAGGAUUACAGGCAUCCCGUAGUGACAUUAAGUUAUUUAAGCAUAAUGACAUGGCUGACCUCGAGCGACUACUAAAAGAACAAGAGAUCGAAGAUCAAAAGAAUCCUCGCAAGGCUCGUGUAACUCGGCGUUUCAUUGUAGUCGAAGGAUUGUAUAUGAAUACUGGAACUAUUUGUCCUCUUCCAGAAUUGGUUAAGUUAAAAUACAAAUACAAAGCAAGAAUCUUCCUGGAGGAAAGCCUUUCAUUUGGAGUCCUAGGAGAGCAUGGCCGAGGAGUCACUGAACACUAUGGAAUCAAUAUUGAUGAUAUUGAUCUUAUCAGUGCCAACAUGGAGAAUGCACUUGCUUCUAUUGGAGGUUUCUGCUGUGGCAGGUCUUUUGUAAUUGACCAUCAGCGACUUUCCGGCCAGGGAUACUGCUUUUCAGCCUCGUUACCUCCCCUGUUAGCUGCUGCAGCAAUUGAGGCCCUCAACAUCAUGGAAGAGAAUCCAGGGAUUUUUGCAGUGUUGAAGGAAAAGUGCGGACAAAUUCAUAAAGCUUUACAAGGCAUUUCUGGAUUAAAAGUGGUGGGGGAGUCCCUUUCUCCAGCCUUUCACCUACAACUGGAAGAGAGCACUGGGUCUCGCGAGCAAGAUGUCAGACUGCUUCAGGAAAUUGUAGAUCAAAUGGGAAAACCAAGGCCAAAGAAUAGGUGACCUGGCCAAAAUGACGGAGGGCUACUCCAGCAUCUGCCUUCUAUGGCCACUACCAGGACCAGAUGACAGAAUACAACUGAGCAGGCUCUGUGGGAAUGAGGGCCCAGGGGUCUGGCAGGCAGGGCAAGGCUGACCCAGGGUGGCCACAGCAGCUCAUCCGGACUUGCCAAGGACUGGUGGACUGGAAUCCAGCCCUAGGACUUUAUUUCCCUCCAUCAGAACACCUGUAUGCCUACUUUGCAGGUCAAAGAACUGAAGGUCUCAGGGGUGUCCAAGUGGCUGUGCCACCCCCCCCGCACCUCACCCCAUUAUCCCAGGGAGAGAGAUUCUCAGGCAGGAGUCUGUUGUGCUGUGUGACUUGGGGAAACUUGCUCCCUCUCUCUGAUUCCUGAUCUCCUAUUUUUAGAAGGUGAGGGGGUGGGGCUGAUGUGGACAUCCUUGGUGCUGAGACUCACAGCUGGGAGGGGGAGCUGCAGGCCUGGACCCCUGAGAGGCAGUGUCCUGAUCCCUGGCCUACCCUUCCAGGCCUCAAGAAGGGGACAUGAGACCCCAGGGCCCACCCCACUCCCGGGGCCCAGCAGCAGUCCUGGUGCCGUCUCCCUCCACCCAGCCCCAGCACCAGGCCCUGGCGCCCCGUCCAGUUCCGUGGACCCCACACCCAGUCCUGGGACCGAGAGCGGGA